Messenger RNA from Ostreococcus lucimarinus CCE9901, 2014 nucleotides. RefSeq lists its product with no specific name. Lineage: Eukaryota; Viridiplantae; Chlorophyta; Mamiellophyceae; Mamiellales; Bathycoccaceae. The record is from RefSeq and is a predicted model, not a curated record. The transcript has a single exon. The coding region runs from base 22 to 1935 and encodes 637 amino acids.
CCCGCGACGCCGUCCGUCGCGAUGUCGAAGCCGGGCGAGCGCGAUCCGCUGUUGCGACGAUCGCGACGGGACCGACGCGCGGUCGACGCCGGGACGACGACGGUCGUCGCGCUCGGCGUCGCGGCGUGCGCGGUCGUCGCGCUCGCGGGUCGACGCGGGACGACGACGACGACGACGAUUCCGACGACGCGAACGACGCCGCGCGUCGCGCGCGCGGUCGACGCGACGCCGACGCCGACGCCGACGCCUCGCGCGCGAUUGGGCGCCGCCGUGAACGCGAGGCAGCGAGAGGCGAUGCUCAACGAGACGAUCGCCGUCAUGACGGCGAAGGCUGCGGACGUCGAAGCGGAGGCGGAGCGCGCGCUGCGAAAGUCGACCUUUGAGUUGUCCGAUCUCACCGCGGCGGAGAGGGCCGUCGCGACGAAUGGCACGUGCGCGUCGAAGGAAUCGAUGGUUCAGGCGGCGCUCGAGAGGCGCGUCGCGGAGGCGCGCGACCGGGAGAAGGAGACGGCGCGAAAGCGUAAGAAAAUCGACAAACGCCGUAAAGCGUCGAACGACACGGCCGCGCUCGGACUCAAUUUCGGCUGGGUAGGAAACGUGGUCGAACACGCGGGCACCGUCACUAGUUGGUCGAGCGAGAUCAUCGGCGAGUACGCCCAAGAAGUCGACGAAGGCUCGGGAUUUUGCUGGCGCGAAUCGUACACGCGCGACGGCAUCAUUCCGCAGUACUGCGGCGACGAUGGCAAAAAAGAAAUCAUCGCCGGUGGUUUGUAUUGCUACGACAAGUGCUCAAACUUCGGCGCUGGUUAUUAUCGCUUUGGCUACGACUGUCAUCAGUCGUGCUCGAGCGGUUGGGACGACCACGGAUUGUUAUGUUCCAACCCCGACGCGAGUUACGGUCGCGGCGUCGGUACCAUCGAGUGCGAAUGGAGCUGGUCCACGUUCAGUGUGCGGUGUGGCGGAGAUCUUUGCACUAAAAAAGGCAAGGAGGACUACCUCGGUCUGUGCUACGACAAGUGCAGGAGCGGAUACAGCAACUUUGGAUCAAAUAUUUGCACGAUGGACUGCCAGGAUCAAGGUUACGAGGGCGGCAUCGCCCCGAGCUGCACGAAACACACUCACCUCUCCCCAGGCAUGGAGCCGGCGACCUGUCCCCCCGGCUACGAGUACGACGCCGGCCUCUGCUACGAGCCUUGCAAAGAGGGAUUCGUCGGCGCGGCGUUCGUCUGCUGGGGCGAACCUCCUACAGUGAACGCUAAUCGAUGGGUCGAAUGCGGCAUGGGUGCCGCCGCCGACGACGCCACGUGCGCGCUGGUCGUUACCGACCAGAUCAUGGGCCCGCUCGAGAUGGUUGCCUUCUUCGCCACGCUCGGUGCGAGCUCUGGCGCGACGACGGGGGCUAAGAUCGGAGUCAAAACCGCGACGAAAUGCGCCAAAGCCGCUGACAAGAUCGGUGACACCGCGAAAGCGGUUAAGAAAACUGCGGAAGAGCUGAAGGACGCCUACGACAACAUCGAUCAGGUCGUCAGCACGGCCGACGGCAUCGCCGGGGGCAUCGAGGACAUGAUGUCCGUCGAGACGGAGGCUGACGGCAUCAGAGCCGCCGCCGAAGUCGCGGCGCUGUUCGAUCCAACAGGUAUUUCGUCCACCGUCGCCGCGUACAGUCACGACAUUUGCACUCGUUACACUGAAGCGCAGGUCGAGGCCGACGCCAAUCCGACGGAUCCGGAGCUCUUCGAGGCGCAAAAGAAAGCAGUCGCCCGAGCGAUGCAGCUCUGGGAUCAGGGCGAGAGCGUCGAGCGGUGCGGCAAAGCCAUCACCUGGCAGAUGAAGGUUAAGUACGGUCGCAGCGCCGAAGAGGCAGCAGAACUUCGCGAGCAAGUCGAAGCCGCGCUCACCGCGGCGUCGACGUCGUCGACGCCGACGGCGGCGUGACAGAGUUAAAGAACGUUGAACGUUGAUGUCCUACAUAAUUAAUUUAUCUAAUCACGUUGUCCUUGUUAUAACAACAAUU